Messenger RNA from Trichobilharzia szidati, 1155 nucleotides. The record is from the annotation of a GenBank genome assembly. Lineage: Eukaryota; Metazoa; Platyhelminthes; Trematoda; Strigeidida; Schistosomatidae.
AUGUUUGAACAACACGGAUGUAGAAAUAUUACAUCUCCAAAUUUGCUGCAUGUCAAAAGCCUUCUUGUAUUUCCAGCUGAAACCAAUUUGUUAGAUAUUUUCGGAGAGAACAUCAUUUUAGAUAAAGAAGUUGCGCGAUUAGGAGCAGUUGAAUCCAAUGCUUUUUUGUCCUGGCGGAUGGCAAUUGUAACAUGUUACUUCAUGUCCCUCAAACGUGAUCAUAUAUCUCCGUAUUUCCCUUACAUCAGUGAUGCUGGUUCAACCGUCCCGGAAAGUUGUAUAUUUGGCCAGUUGUUAAAUAUGGCUUCACUAAUUGGAGGUUUAUGUUUCUAUUCAUGGCACAAAUAUAUAUUGGAUUGCAGUCAGAAAUAUGAUCGGCGAUGUUAUCGUCAGACGAAAAUAGCUAGAAUCGCUUUAUGUUUUGGCUUCAUAUCAGCAUUUGGAAUGAGUUUAGUAGCUAAUUUUCAAGAAACAGCUGUUUGGUCUGUACAUAUUAUUGGUGCAGCAUUGGCUUUUGGUGGUGGUUCGAUAUAUUCACUGUGUGUCACGUAUAUAACAUAUAAAUAUCUUCGUUCUGGUCGUAUUUGGAUUACACGUUUCAUAUUAUCACUUCUUACAAUUGCAUCAUUCAUCAUACACCCGAUCACUGGACUAAUUGCUCGUCUGAUGUAUGAUGGAGAUAAUAUUAGAAAAUGGAAACCGGUUGACAGAGGUUAUGAAUAUCAUGUUGCAAGUGGGACUGCAGAAUGGAUAACAGCUUUGUCAUUUAUGUGCUUUGUUUUAUCUCUAGCAUGGGAGUUGAAGGACUGCAAACUACACACUGUUAAGAUCGGUCCUCGAUGGAACAAUGCUCAUUACGAUGAGGAUAUUCUUUCCUAGAAUCAAUCAAUCAAACAUGAGGAAGAAAGACAGUCAUCAGCUAUGGCCCCAGUCACUUCUAUCACAUUAUGAAAACUUAAUCAUCAUGUUUUUUUUCUUUCUCCCCUAUUGUCUAUAAUAUUAUUAACUGGCGUUUGAUUUAUCAUCGUUAUUUCUUCUCGCUCUUUUUUUUAUUUAUUCAACUCAGAUAAAUCACAGCACAAUGAAGCAAUGAUUUCCAGUAAUCCCAUGUGUUUUUUACUUUUUCCACUUUUUUUUUUUAAUUUCCUCAAGUCA